AUGAUGGAUCAUAUGUUGCAUCACGGCGGAAAUGUGUUUGAUAAAGAGUCCAUCAUGCAACUAGAGAUGGGAUCUCAUCACUCAGAUAAUGACACCUUGAUGAAGCCGUUUAAUUCCGAGGUCUCCAUAGUAAACAUGGAUGCUGAGGCAGAUGCUGAUGGGGUUGCGCGAGAUAUUCCCCUCCAUGAAAGAUCAUCUAGAUCCUCAUCAUCAUCUGUAUUGAAUGACGAAAAUAUCGACACAGGGCUAAAAAAGAUCAGCGAGGAGCCCACUAUGGCCGAAACAAAUGGUUACGAUAAGGAGUCGCAGACUUACAUUGAAAUUGCUACAUACGCGGGCGUUGAUGUAUAUGAAUGUUACACGAAAGAUAAACCACCAUGUCUCAUAAUGAGAAGAUGUGCCGAUAAUUGGUUAAAUAUCACACAAGUUUUCAAGGCUGGUUCAUUCACUAAGGCUCAAAGAACCAAGAUCCUAGAAAAAGAGGCAAAUGAAAUCAAACACGAAAAGAUCCAAGGUGGGUAUGGUCGUUUUCAAGGUACUUGGAUCCCAUGGGAAUCUACUAAAUAUCUCGUUGAGAAGUACAAUAUUAAUAGCAAAGUAGUGAAGAGGAUCGUGGAGUUUAUUCCGGAUCCUAAUGACAUGCCUCCUAAAAGAUCUAAAGUAUCCCAGAUCAAAAAACUGGAUCCUAACGCAAGAAUAACUUCACCAUCAGCUUACAAGAAGACACCAAAGAAGAAUUCAAAAACCCCAAUGAAGAAGAAAUCGGUAAGAAAAUCAAGUAAAAAAGAGAAGACAAUCCAACCCUCGCCGUUACAGAAUAUCAUGUUCCAGACUCCUCAACAACAUCAACAAAACCAAACUGAAAAUCAGAGCACUGAGAAACUAUCAACUCUUCCUUCGGAACAGGAAACUCCAAUGGUACCAGUAAGCAAAGUGAAUCCUGGAAUCAUAUCACAAGCAAAUCACCCAAUUAAGUAUCAAACAACCCAGAAACCUCUACAAUUUUACCCAUACCCCCAAGCACAUCAGUUCCAACAAAUGGUCCCAGGCUCUAGUAAUGGUGCCCCGCUACAAGUUAAUACCAACCAUUCAUCAUUAAACCCACAAGGCAGUAUGAAAAUGAUGAAACAGAUGAUGCAAACUAAUGGUAAAUCCGUCGGACACUCUACUGGUUCUAUCGUAUCAAACAUAACAUCAAACGGGUCCUCCAUGGAGAUAUUCUCUUCACAUGACAAAUCUUCUUCAAGCUCAUCAGAAUCACCAACACCAGUAGCACAAUUGAAUGAAAAGGCUACUGCUUCUCCUGAACACUACAAGGAACUCAUUCUGGAAGUGUUAUCCUCCGAAUAUGAUUCGGUUGAACCACCACUACCAGAGGCUUUAUACAGACCGCCUUCAAAUUUCGACAUUAACUUUUUAAUUGAUGAUCAAGGCCACACUUCUUUGCACUGGGCUGUAGCAAUGUCUAAUAUUCCAUUGAUAAAGGUUCUUUUAGUUCAAAAUGCAGACCUUUUCCGCUGCAAUAAUAAAGGCUUUAACUGUUUAACCAAAUCAGUGUUUUACAAUAACUGUUAUAAAACAGGGUCAUUCCAACAAAUUAUAUCAAUGUUACAUCCUUGUUUAAUAACUCCAGAUGCGAAUGAUAGACUACCGCUUCACUAUUUGGUGGAAUUGACUGUGAAUAAAUCAAAGGAACCUCAUGUUAUUGAAUUUUACAUGGAUACUAUCCUGGACACCCUUGCUAAAGAAGAUGAAAAAUUACUGCGAAUGUCAUUAAAUCAUCAAGAUACUUUGGGAAAUACUCCACUACAUCUAGCAGCACUUAACAAAAACGUUGAUUUAUGUCAAAAAUUGGUCUACUUUGGUGCUUCCCCUGAUAUUUUGAAUGGAGAAAACCAAACAAUAUCGAUGAUAUUAUCCAGGUUUACGGUCCCUAAUAUCUUCCAGCCUAGUCUUCCAGCCCAAUUCUUGCAGUCUCCACCAAAAACAGCUUUCUUGUCUAAUACUCCAAGAAAUAGCCAAGAGGAUCACAUUGAAGAUACGAGCAAAUAUGAAUUCAAUGACACUACCAUGGAUAGUAUCCAGGUUUCAGCAACACGCACUGGAGGCCAUCAUUUACCAGAUCGUACCAACGAUAUUCUCUCUAUGGACAAAAUGAAGGGUUCUCUAACUCCAGCAAUCAAACUUCACCCACCAUCGCCUCCUACUUUACUUAAGUCAAAGAACAGGAUUUCAAAACCACCGCACGCUGAAAAGGUACAGAAGUUACAGGAACCAGCAUACUCAGCUCAAGAACACGAGCAAACUGCUAAAACAUCCACAACUAAGGCUACAUCACAAUUAAGAGAUUUGACUGGAUCUUUGACUAACAUCAUAGACAACAGUUUAGCGAACCUCCAAUAUGAAAUUCAAUUGAAAGAAGAACAGAUCAAUGAAAUCGAGCACCAAUUAAAGCACACUACUACUAAGGAGAAAUCCAUUUCCGAAGCCAACAAUCAAAAGACUCUAGCCUCUAUUCAACAUCAAUUAAAGAUGAAGAAUAUCGAAUUAGAUAAUUAUAUGGAAAGAUCGCAAGCUCUUUCAUUAGCGACAUUGGUACAGGAUGAAGAGAACAGUUUCUCGAGAACUUCAUCUGCGGAAGCUACCAGCGAAGUCGAGAAGAAAGAGGCAGUGAGAUUGAUUGUAGAAUUGUGCUACAAACAAUUUAAGAGGAGACAACUGAUACGACGUAUUAAACAUGCAAGAGAUCAACUGGUGUCAGAUACCAAGAUUUCGAAGUUCAGAAAACUAAUAGGCAUGUCAAUCGAUAACAUUGACUCUAAACUAAACGAUAUAGAACAAGAUUUGAGAUCAAUGGAGAGAACCCAAUGCAGUUAG
This is a messenger RNA of Kluyveromyces marxianus DMKU3-1042, 2877 nucleotides long. RefSeq names its product SBF complex DNA-binding subunit SWI4 (gene SWI4). Bases 1 to 2877 code for a protein of 958 amino acids. Gene Ontology annotation, molecular function: protein binding; DNA binding; transcription regulator activity. Gene Ontology annotation, cellular component: MBF transcription complex; SBF transcription complex. The transcript has a single exon. The record is from RefSeq and is a predicted model, not a curated record. Lineage: Eukaryota; Fungi; Ascomycota; Saccharomycetes; Saccharomycetales; Saccharomycetaceae.